AUGGCAUGUGCCGGUGAGGACGCAAUAGUGCAUGAUUCGGAUCCAUCGUCGACCGUACCACAACCACAAUUCGAUCCGUACUUUACUGCAAAUGAGAAAAUAAUCCAAGAUUUACUGAUCGACGAACGCAGGUACCACAGCACUCCAGCAUAUUGUGUUAAACAACCCCUUGCGGUCGCUAAGUGGAUGCGCAGGGCGUUGUUAACGUGGGUUCGGGAGAUAUGUGCCUACCGUCGCACGGACGCUGGUGUCCUCUCUCAAACCGCCCAGCUGAUCGACCGCUACCUUCAUGUCGUCCCAAUAGAGAAAAGCCAAUAUCAGUUAGUAGGAGCAGCGUGCUUCUUUAUCUCCAGCAAGCUUAAAGAGUCGACCCAAGUACCCUUAAGCGAGAUGGUCAAGUUCACUGAUUAUUCAGUCCAAAAUGUGGAUAUACUAGCGUACGAGAUGAUGGUCUGUUUAUCGCUGGCAUGGGACCUAACAUGCAUCACCCCCGUUGAUUUUAUCGCCCCAGUUGUUGAUUUCCUGGAAUUUGUCCCGGAAUUGAAGCAGAUAAUACGCCAGGCGGCACUGAAUAUAUACACGAAAGUAUUCCAUGUUGAAGACCUCGGUUUGUACAUGCCCAGCUACAUGGCGGCCGCUUGCAUCCUGUACGCUCUGAACUUGACUGUACAUCCAGAUCUCGGCGAUGUUACCUUGCGGUCAGUUACUCGCAUUCAGCAGCUUCUGCGCUUGGAAGCUCGCAAGAUCCGCGAGGUAUACCAGCACCUUCAAUCCUGUUUCAAGCCCGGUACAAUAGAACUCUCAGAGGCAGUCAUCAAAGCGGACAGUGGAGUUGUAACCCCGUCUCCAGAGCCGUCUGUUCCUCCGCCCCCUCACCAAUACGUUGCUUUGACUUCAAAUUCCGCUGUUCCCAUGCCGAUGGCAACCAGUACUGUUCUUCCCACCCGACCUCUUUGUGCCGAUGCAUCAUCUCAUUCCAACUCUCUGUCAUCCUUCGGAAGCAGUAGUGGGAGUUUCGAAAAUGCCUCCACCCAUUUGGCUUCAGCCUCGAUUUCUACUUGUUCCCCCUCUGAAACUGAGUUUUUCAAUGAGACGGAAAACGAGCAACCCCCGAUUUCCGAGCUCUGCGUACCGCGCCCUUCCAUGCCUUACGUUCAGUACUACCAUCAUCCGCAGGCUGCUCAGCACCCAAACGCGUACGCCGCCGGACAAAUCUUGAACAACGAAUGUGUCCUAGCAACAACCAACGGUUGGGAAAAUGCAGCUGUCAAUUUAACGGGGCCGUUGUCGAAGAUGAACGACUAUGUAACGGUGAAAGCAGCCGUCUUCCCAGGCGAUCCCAGGUUUGUCAUUCUCACUGCUGCAGGCUUACCAGUGGCCACUCAACGUCGAUGGACCCCGACCGACAUUCGUGAUGUUCAGCUCGAGUGAACUGUUUGAGAGGUUAGAUUUGUUCCGGCGGCUUGUUUUGUGAUACUUUCCUCCUAACUUUGAUUACCGAGUGUCUGAUACGGUUGGAUUAUUCUUAUCAUGGUCCGGUAUUAACGUUUCGUGUACAGCACGUCUAUUCAGUCUUUAGCCUCCUCCCUAGUGUUUUUGUGUCACUUCGUGUGGGUUUUCGGCGGACCGUUAACGCAUUUUGCCUCAACGUCCACCGUAACGUGUUUAUUUUAUCACAUACUUGAUCCACUUAUCCUCGUGGCUUUUCAUUUCUACCAAACACGUCUUUGUUAUCCUUGCUGGUCUUACCAUACCGUCCCGUCUCGUUCCGUUAGCAAUGGCUACCGUGAGUGUUUUCCUGAACAUCUCAGCUACAUCACCAGUAUUUCCUUGGUCUUUCACCAUCUCGAGCGCAUACUAUUGUUGAAUCGCUCGGGAAGGGACGCAUUUUCUUUUUUCUAACAAGAAGUUCGGCAUUGGUCAGUUGAUGUUUGUAUCGAUAUUCAUUCCAUUUUCCACUCACCCUUAUUUUGUUAUAGCGCAAUUUCUGUCCUCUACUCGCCUUCCCUAUUGCUCGGCAACACCGCCGCCUGAUACCAAACCAGUCCUUUUAACGACACCCUUGCGUCUGCAUUUAAUCGCACGUUUUCGUGUCCGAAAUGC
Molecule: messenger RNA, 2103 nt
Organism: Opisthorchis viverrini
Lineage: Eukaryota; Metazoa; Platyhelminthes; Trematoda; Opisthorchiida; Opisthorchiidae
Exons: 5
Coding region: 1-1431 (476 amino acids)
Biological process (GO): regulation of cyclin-dependent protein serine/threonine kinase activity; mitotic cell cycle phase transition; positive regulation of G1/S transition of mitotic cell cycle
Cellular component (GO): cyclin-dependent protein kinase holoenzyme complex; cytoplasm; nucleus
Molecular function (GO): cyclin-dependent protein serine/threonine kinase regulator activity
Source: RefSeq, a predicted model, not a curated record